GAUCUAAAACCGAUCGGUUGCGAAGUCUCUCGAAACAAUCAUCAUGCUCUUCUUCAUCUAAUCCUUGUUGACAACCCUUUUCCUAGGGUUUCAUUCUUCAACAUGGAGUUCUUGUUCAAGCAUUCUUGUUCAUCAUCAAAAAACCAACCCAAAAUUCCAUCCAUGUCAAAUCACCUCCCUCAAGAGAUCUGGGCGGAAAUUCUUCACAGACUCCCACCCAAAACCCUAGUGAAAUGCACCUCCGUCUGCAAAUCAUGGCGAUCCCUCAUCACCUCCACCUCCUUCAUCUCCCUCCACCGCAACCACUCACCCUCCUCCCUCCUCCUCCAGCUCUGCGACGAGCGUGCUAUUCCCAAUUUCAUCCACUACUCCCUCCGCCGCGACGACCCUUUUCUCUCCGAAUCCUCCUCCCUCCGCCUCCCCUCCUCCUUCAACCGUGAAUUCUCCGUCGUCGGAAUCUGUCACGGCCUCGUCUGCAUCACCUCCACCGAAAACUGCCGUGAUCUCAUCAUCUGCAACCCCUCUCUUCGUCUCCAUAUCACACUCCCCGAACCCUCCGACUACCCUUCUCUUCACUCCGCCUCUGUCGCCUUCGGUUUCGAUUCCCGGAACAAUGACUACAAGGUUAUCAGAAUCGCUUGCAUGCAUGAUGACGAAAGGUACGGUGUUUCUUCGCCUGAGGUUGAAGUUUACUCUCUGGCUUCUGGGUUUUGGAAUAGGAACCGUGUUGUUGCUGCUCCUGUUAGUACUCUGUGUUGUCUUGGUAGCUAUUAUUCUCCGCAUGGUUUCGUUGAUGGGAAGGUUCACUGGGGCGCGAGAAGAUGCAUGAGGGUGGGUGGUGAUGAUGGAUGGUACUAUUUUGUGUUGUCCUACAAUUUUGAGGAUGAUGUGUUUGGUGAGGUUAUGCUGCCGGAGACAUUCGCUUGUGCCAGCUCCGAUAUGCCUAAUGUUACGGUUAUUGGAGGCGGCGAUGGGAAAGCUCUCACUGUGUACCAUGUGGAUGGUGUCAUGCAGUGCUCUUGUGAUAUCUGGGUCAUGAAGGAGUAUGGUGUUGUGGGGUCUUGGAAUAAGGUUUUUAGUUUCAAUUUGGUGGGUUUUGAUAUGGAACUAACCUCUUUUGGGAUACUUGUGACCGGCAUGACAGCUCCGCUGACGCCUUUGUGCGUGAGGAAUGGUGGAGAAGUAUUGGUGCUCAUGGAUGAGGCGGGGAGUGGAUGUCUGUAUUCGGUAAAUCUUGAAAGGAAUGAAAUUACAGACUGUCAAAUUGGAGGAGAGGAGUUCACAUGGUAUCUUUAUUCUGGUUACUAUGCUGAGAGCUUGGUUUUGCUAGACAAAGCACGCGGUUUGGUCUCUUAUUGAAGCAGAGGUAACUGUGACCUAUCCUGAAAUAUGUUCACAAUAGCUCAAUUGGAUGCUCAAUUUGUUUUAGGCAAAUGCUAGUGCCCUAAAGGUACUCAUUAAGUACUAAAUGUUGUAUCUCAAUUGUGAGCAGGACCUUUCUGUUGUAUAUUUAUUGUACAAUGGUACAAUUUACUUCACCUGGUUGCUUUCUGAAUGGGAGGCAUACCUCUCCUUAGGUUGUUUGAGUGCAUAAACAAAUGGAUGGUAUGCGUAUAUGUAGUGUAAUUGAAGUCUUUGUCUCUGUUUCUUGCUUAUGAUGUUGUUUAUGUUUUGAAUUCCAAAUACCAACUAGUUUUCUUGCUAAUACAAUAGCUGUAUUCUGUC
Molecule: messenger RNA, 1725 nt
Organism: Lotus japonicus
Lineage: Eukaryota; Viridiplantae; Streptophyta; Magnoliopsida; Fabales; Fabaceae
Product: F-box/kelch-repeat protein At3g23880-like
Exons: 1
Coding region: 103-1359 (418 amino acids)
Molecular function (GO): protein binding
Source: RefSeq, a predicted model, not a curated record